Pyricularia oryzae 70-15 is the source of this 2619-nucleotide messenger RNA. RefSeq lists its product as uncharacterized. The coding region runs from base 95 to 1453 and encodes 452 amino acids. Gene Ontology annotation, molecular function: hydrolase activity. The record is from RefSeq and is a predicted model, not a curated record. The transcript is spliced from 4 exons. NCBI's taxonomy places the organism in Eukaryota, Fungi, Ascomycota, Sordariomycetes, Magnaporthales, Pyriculariaceae.
CUUGGUCUUGGUACAUUAUACCGUGUAUGAGUGUUAAAUAGCGUCUUUUAAUCAUCAAAAGGACAUUUCCCCAAAGUUAAAUCGCCAGUUUUCGAUGCAACACAUCCUGUCUAGCUGGUGCGCAACGAGCAAUUUUGGAAUUGAUACCACAAACUCACAGACGAUAAGUUUAUACAAGAAACCCCAAAUCAAUAUCACAAUGGACGAAACCCGUCUCAUCCAAGCCGCGGAGAGGGCUGCACAGAGAGCCCGAGUAGCCAAAGAGCUCAUACCGCUCAAGCAAACGCCAGAAUACGUUGCGCUAGACACAAAUUUCAAGGGUGGACGCCAGCACGGCCACUACGCACAGCGGGAUCCAGAUCUUCAGGAAGACUUCAAGGAAGAUGAGGCUCUUUCUGGAAUCCAGCCUUCGGCGGACAUGAGCUGGGAAGACUUGCGCCAACGAUGGAAGUCAUGGAGCCUACCUGGGCAGCCGACAGGAGAUGCAUGUGGGCCUGGCCUGCACCGCGUCACCCAAACCAUCACAUCCAGAGAUGGUGCCAAGAUUAAAAUCAGGAUAACACGGCAACUGUCAGAAUCCAAUGGUGGCUACUACGGCCAGCACGUAACCCCAAGAACUGCAACCGAAUCAACUUCAGAAGCGGACUCGACCACGUCGACUCCUGAUCAGGUGGUAAUGGGUAACAUCGACCCCAAGCUGCUUGUUCUGCGCAUUUGCACCGUUGGCUGGGUAGGCCACGUUGACCUCGAAGCGUCAAAUGCUGGGGACGAGAUGGUUCUCGAUACCGGUGCUGUACUUGUUGAAGUAUAUCCCCGAUUGGCACCGGAAUAUGCGUUCCCACAUGCUCUCAAUGACUGUUAUGAUACUUUAAUCUGGUGCCAGACGCAGGCUCAAGAGCUUGGCAUAGAUCGAGACAGGAUUGUCCUCCUCGGAGCCGAUGCUGGUGCGAACCUGGCUGCGUCUGUGGCUAUCAAGGCGCAGGACAAGGGCGUUGCUGGCAUCGCUGCCCAGAUCCUCGAGUUCCCUCUGCUUUGUCACCCCAAGUUCUAUGACAAAGCGAGGUCAUUCCGCCAAGAAAUUGUUAGUCCUGCGCAAUGCGGAAGCCAGAAGAGCCAGCUGCCGAUGAACGUCUUGGAGCUGUUCUGGGAUAGCUAUGUGCCUAACGCAGAGGUCAAUACAUACCACUCGCCUUUGUUGGCAGAACAACUCAGUCUUCUCCCUCCUACCUUCAUACAAAUCGCCGGCUUCGAUGCCGUUCGAGACGAGGCAAUUGCUUAUGCCAACAGGCUCAGAGAAGCCUGCAUCACCGUCGAGCAGCACAUCUACCCUGGGCUUCCGCACAUGUUCCCAUGGCGGGAUCCUUCACAAUGCGGUGAAUUUUUGGCAAAGCGGCACGACUAUAUCAAGCGGGUCGCUGCUUGUAAGGGAAUAUUUGCGAAGCGGCGACUGUAGCUGGUAACUGUCAGGAUACUGUGGUGUUAAAGAGGUUAGAUGGGCCAAUCAAUAGCGCGGGUUUCCUUGGUCAAUCACACAACCCAAAUCGCCCCAAGAACGACAGAGAAUUAUAAACUCUCCCUGGCAAUAUUUGCCAGAGUCUUUCCGUACUCUUCCACCGACCUUGCCCCAACUAGAGUGAAGUCUCUCUUGCGCCCUUCAAAAACAACAUACGGGACAGAAUCGACGCCAUUCAUCUUUUGCUCCCGCAUCAAUAUCUGUACCUCUGCCAGCCCUUCAUCGCCAUCGACAAUACCCGCAGCCGUCUCAUCAGACACGCCCGCGGCCUUACAGGCCAGCAUCAAAAUCUAUCUACUGCUGGGACUGCAGCCAUUCUCAAAAUAGCUCGCGUAGACGCUGUCGACAAACUUGGACGGCUCAACCGCUCCCUCACCCCGCGCAGACUUCGGCUCCUGCAGGCAAUGCAGAACACGGUGCGCCUCGAGAGUGUUGGCCACGACGCCAUCCGACAGCGACUUGAACGCUAUCCCAUCCUCGGCGCCCAGGGCGGCCAUCUUUUCCGCAAACGCGGCCGUGGCCUCUUCCGAGCCGCCGUGGUGCAGCUCGCUCAGCCAGCUCCGCCUAUCGCGCUCCUCGUCGGCUGGAAAGGCCGGCUGCAGCUGGUACGGGAGGAAGGUGAGGGUGAAGACGACUGUGCUGUCUGGAGACGGCGGGUGCUGUUGCUGGUAUUGCGACAGGGCCUUUUCUAGGCGUUUCUUGCCGAGGUAGGUCCUGAUGGGUUUGGUUUUGGGUUUUUUUUUACCUAUUAGAGAUGUUGCUGAGGGAUAAGAGGGUGGAUGGGUAAAUUUUAAAAGAGGCUCAUUUGGUGCGACGCUAAGGGGGGCCUCACCAGGGGCAUGUGAAGUCAAGGGUGAAUGAGAUUAGGGAUUCAUAUGGAGCCAUGACAAUAAGUUGUUGCUUCAGUUUGAUAUUGACUUUGGCUUGAUUCUGAUCUCCUGACUUGCAGAAGAUUGCCUGAAGGUAUGAGUUUAGUUGUUUUCUUCAACUUGCGAUUUUUUACUUUAUAAUAUUGGCAGAAAUGAAAGCUUUACGAGGCAAAGUUAUCAAUUAAUAGGUGCGGGGAAGUUGAUGUCUGAGAUCGACAUCUAGUUCGCACUACCUAC